CUGUUAAAACUGAAACUCUCAAAUUUCUGUCGUUUCUCUUACUAAAGCUUGAUUCUUUCAAAAGUCUUUCAUUUCUUUUCUUUUCUGUUUCUCUUGCCAAAUGAAGCUGACGGACGGAAACGCCAACUCUUCCGCCGUCGAGCUCGACUAUUUUAAAUGACGAAACUAUCCUUCCCUCUCCUUUUCGCCGUUUGUUUCUUUACCGUUAUUUCCUUCCUGCCGUUAAUUUAUGCCUUGGGUUCCGGCUCAACGCUCACCGUCGCUUAUGGCACCGCCACCGUAUGCGCCAUCGUAGCUUCCGAGCCGACUCAACGCAUUAUCUGUUACCGCGCCGGCGACAACAAUUACUCGUCCGCCGUCGUCUCCAUCCUCCCUAACGUUUCCUACUUCACCGUUGCCGGUGGUAAUACCAGCGUUUGCGCCCUUCGUUCCGGCGGUUACAGCCUCCUCUGUUGGGAUACAAACACCCCAUCUUUUCCCGUUAAACGCCUCUAUUUUAACGACACCGUUUUGUUAGAAUACCUUUCCAUCGGCGACGGAAGGAUAUGCGCAUCGUCGAAGAAUACGACGACGUCCGUUGUCUGUUGGAGAGCCGACGGAAAUAAUAGAAAUAAUAGUGAAGAGUUACCCAACGGUGAUUACACAAUGGGUAAAAUCACAUCCGGGUUUGGGUUUUCAUGUGGGAUUGUAUUGAGUCGAAGCAACCGAGUCACUUGUUGGGGAAGUGACCCUCUGGCGAAUGAAAUAGAAAGGCAAUUUGAAAACAUGUCAAUGUUAAAUAUUGAAGCUGGAUAUUCCCAUGUUUGUGGAGUUAACUUAGUUGGGGAUUUAGUUUGUAAAGGAGAUAACUUAAGGGGUCAACUCAAUGUUCCUUCAAACAAAGGUUUGAACUUUACUUCAGGGUUGGCUCUUGGUGAAGGUUUUAGUUGUGGGAUUAGGAGAUCGAAUGGGACAGUUGUUUGUUGGGGUUCCAUGACCGAGACAGCAGUUGAAGGAAUUGGGUUCGAAUCCAUAGUUUCAGGCUUAAAUUUUACUUGUGGAUUAACAACCAAGAAUUUAUCUAUAGUUUGUUGGGGUCCAGGGUGGGCUGGAAGCAAUAGGUUAAAUUCAAAUUCUUCAGUAAAUGAGUUACCUUUGGGAGUUGAGAUUCUACCAGGGCCUUGUAUUCAAUCUUCUUGUAAUGGGUGUGAAUUAUUAUAUCCUCUAUCGGGCAGGCUUUGUUUUGGUUCUGGAAACAUUUGUAAACCAUCACCCUGUUACGCAGCACCACCGCUGUCUCCUCCGUUACCGUCACCUCCACCACCGGAGGUUUCGAGGCGGUCUUCGCCGUCUAGGGAGUUGACGAGAGGGUUACUGGCUUUUGCAAUAGUUGGAUCAGUUGGAUGUUUUAUGGGGAUUUGUAGUAUUGUUUAUUGUUUGUGGACUGGGGUUUGUUUUGGUAAAAAGAAAGUACAUAAUUCAGUUCAGCCAACUAUUACUAGAGCUGGCUCUAAUGGCGAUCCUGGAUCAAAUAAUAGUCCUCCUUCAAGGUCAUUGACGAUUAGACGCCAGAGUUCAAGAGCAAUGAGGCGUCAAAGAAGUGGAACAUCUUCAAAACAUGCUGACAGAGCUGAGGAAUUUAGCUUGGCUGAGCUUGCUGCUGCUACCAAUGAUUUUUCAUUUGAAAACAAGAUUGGUGCUGGGAGCUUUGGUGUUGUUUACAGGGGAAAGUUAUUGGAUGGCCGUGAGGUGGCGAUUAAAAGAGGCGAAACAGGUCAAAAAACCAAGAAGUUCCAAGACAAGGAGACUGCAUUUGAAUCAGAAUUGGCAUUCUUGUCCAGGCUUCAUCAUAAGCAUUUGGUUACGCUUGUUGGGUAUUGUGAAGAGAUGGAUGAAAGGCUUUUGGUUUAUGAAUACAUGAAGAAUGGUGCACUAUAUGAUCAUUUACAUGAUAAGAACAAUGUUGAGAAAAGUAGUAGUCUGCUUAAUUCCUGGAAAAUGAGGAUCAAAAUUGCUUUGGAUGCGGCACGAGGGAUUCAGUAUCUUCACACUUAUGCAGUUCCACCUAUAAUUCAUAGGGAUAUAAAGUCUUCUAACAUAUUACUUGAUGUGAAUUGGACAGCAAGAGUUUCAGAUUUUGGACUUUCUCUGAUGGGUCCAGAAUCUGAUCGAGAUCACAGGCCAAUGAAGGCAGCUGGAACAGUUGGUUACAUUGAUCCUGAGUACUAUGGCUUAAAUGUCUUAACAACAAAGAGUGAUGUCUAUGGUUUUGGAGUUGUAAUGCUAGAACUUCUGACAGGGAAGAGGGCUAUAUUCAAGAAUGAUGAAAAUGGAGGGACCCCAGUGAGCCUGGUGGAUUUUGCAGUGCCUGCAAUUAUGGCUGGUGAAUUGGUUAAGGUUUUGGAUACAAGGGUUGGACCACCAGAGCUGAACGAAGCUGAAGCAGUGGAGCUAAUGGCAUAUACUGCAAUGCAUUGUGUGAAUUUGGAAGGGAGAGAGAGGCCUAUAAUUGGUGACAUUGUUUCCAACUUGGAAAGGGCAGUGACUGUUUGUGAUGGCAGCCAUGGCAGCAUCUCUAGUGGUGCAUUCUCAAUUGUUUCAGAGUGAAAAUUUCAGCUCUCCAAAAAAAAAAGUAUUUUUCUCUUUUCUCAUGAAUUUUUUUCUAUCAAUGAUUUAUCCAGGUAUACCAUUUUGGAGUGUAAAGAUUUUUCAUUUUUAGGAUUUUUUUUUUCCCUUCAUGUAACAUUGAGCUGUAGUGUAGGAUAUUGUGAACACUGGCAGCAAGGAGAAACGAUUACCUGAUUUAUUCUUGUUGCCCUUUACCAUAUUGUUUU
Messenger RNA from Durio zibethinus, 2813 nucleotides. Its product is annotated as putative serine/threonine-protein kinase-like protein CCR3. Lineage: Eukaryota; Viridiplantae; Streptophyta; Magnoliopsida; Malvales; Malvaceae. Gene Ontology annotation, biological process: protein phosphorylation. Gene Ontology annotation, molecular function: protein kinase activity; ATP binding. The record is from RefSeq and is a predicted model, not a curated record.